Molecule: messenger RNA, 5419 nt
Organism: Pomacea canaliculata
Lineage: Eukaryota; Metazoa; Mollusca; Gastropoda; Architaenioglossa; Ampullariidae
Biological process (GO): negative regulation of protein tyrosine kinase activity; intracellular signal transduction
Cellular component (GO): cytoplasm
Molecular function (GO): protein kinase inhibitor activity
Source: RefSeq, a predicted model, not a curated record
ACCUAAAAGAUAUACUUCCGGGUGAAGUAGCGCCAUCUAAGAUAGGUUCCGCUUUUUUUUCUGCCUCUUGGGACUUUUCCCUUUUUACAUUUUUACCUUUCAAAAAUUCUUGUUAGAUAUUUGGAUGAUCGUGAUUUAUUUUCUAUUAGAUUAAUUGUGUGUUCAUAUGUAGUAUGGCUAGUAUUUCGCCCAGAGUGAUGAAACUGCCAAGAUGCUUUGCCGGCGAUGGUCCGAGCGUAGCUGCCAGACGAUGUUUUCAAGGACGCUUUUGCAGAGAUGCGAACUAUUUUGGAUGGAUGUUCGCGCUGUUCUUCUAACAAAGUAUCCACUGCAUACCCAGUUUAAGAAAGAUAGUCAUGUCUGAUCACUAUCAUAUGAGACGAAGACGGUAUGAUUCGUCUGGAAGCGAUGAUUUUGAAGACGAGAAACUGGACCCGAGAAUACAGAUUGAACUAGAAAAACUUAACAAAGCAUCAGAAGAGAUAAAUCGAUUGGAACUUGAACUGGAUGAUGCAAGGGCAUCUUUUCGUCAAACUUUGUCCGAGUCAACUCAGAAGUUGGAUGUUUUGGCAAAGAAAUUGGGAUCAAGUGUUGAGAAGGCACGACCAUACUAUGAUGCACGCGUGAAAGCCCGAGAUGCUCACUUGGAGACCCAGCGUGCAGCGCUGCGGUUUGAACGUGCCUGCAGCAUGCAUGAAGCAGCUAAGGAGAUGGUACAGCUGGCUGAACAAGGAUAUAUGCGGCGUGAACAGCCUUCAGACCCAGCCUGGCAGGAAAUGCUUAACCAUGCCACCAUGAAAGUAAAUGAAGCAGAGAAGGAGCGGAAUGAGAGUGAGCUGGAACACCAACGAACCACCAUGCGUUUCAAGGCUGCUGAGGAGCAAGUACAGUUUUUACAGAAGGAACUGAAGCGUGCCAUAGCCAAGUCAAAACUGUCAAUACGUGACAGUUUUUUCAAGCUGAAUUCUUUGACCAUGCAGUUUUGGCUGGAAAUGUUACCCUAUUUUGAGAUGAAAGCUGGAUUUAAUCAAAUAAUGGAGGAACACAAGCGCAAGGUUGGCAUGCUUGAGGAAGAGGUUGGCUCAGCUAAAUCAUUAUACUCUUCAGCACUUCGCAGUCUGGAGGCCAUCAGCGAUGAUAUUCAUCGUCAGCGACUAGAACGGAGACAGCAGCAGAUGCUUGGUGUGAGGGGAGCUGGUGUAGGAGCUGAAUGCCCCUUUCCCCCACCAUCCUGGGAGAAGAGUCAUUCUAUUGAGGGGAGUGAUUCUGUUCACACAGGCAGCUGUCAGAUUUUAGACCCUCUUGGUGUAAUUAAAAUCCCAGUUGUUGUCAGUUACCAAGAACCAGGAUUUAGAAGGAUCUCUCUAACCAGUGGUAAUUCUGGAACUGGGAAAGACCACAUGUCCACCAUUGAAGAAAAUCAGUUGCAAAGCCCUACAGACUCUUCACCUCAGUCCUUGGGACUGGUGGGAACUGCAGUCAAAGAGCAGAAUUCUCCAGGAUUGAGCUCAUAUCCUGGCAAAGACAAUACCUUGAAUACUGAAACCUACAGUGAAGGAGAAUUUGUUGGGGGUGAUCCUCUUGGCGUGCUUGCCGGCAAGCUAUGCAGGACGUGGGGUCAUUUUGCAUGUGACCUCAGUUCCAGCACGCUCAACAGGCAGGCAGGGGACAAAUAUCACACAUCCAGCCUUUUCCAGCUCCAGCCGAAACAGUUACCCCAUAGUAAUGUGACGAGCGUUACUCACCCAAUAGUCUCCCAUGCAGUCACAUCUGGUGUAGCAAGUCAGACCAAACCUCCCACUGUCAUACGCUCUGUCUCAGUUGGAGCCCCUCAAGAGUUUUUGCCACCAUCCCUCAUCUUUAACAAUCCAGACAAAGCUAGACGUCAGAGUUACAGAAACGCGGUUGAUGCAUCACAGAAAGAUGCAGAGCCACAGCCAGAUGAGGAAUUCUUGCGUUUGCCACCCAGACACCCUCAGCCUGAACUGGAGGGCAGUGAAGAAGCUUCAUCCUUUGAGCCAGUAAUCUCCAAUACACACAGCAGUGCAAAGUUGCAUUCCAGUCCUCCCCAUCAAGGAACAGAUUAUGGUAGUCAGUUGAAAGUGCCCCCAGCAGACUGGCCUGUAUCUGUCGGGGUAACAGCUCCUGCCCAGGAGGAACGAGCUGAUGGUGAUCAUCAUAGCAGUACCCCAGAAAAGCUUGCUGUUACACAGCCAGGAACAAAUAAUUCCUGUGAUACCAGUCCUGCUGGAGGAUCCCCGUCUUCCACUCAUCGCUCACAAAAACUACAGGGUUUGAUUCUGCGCAUUGAUCCUGCCAUGGACCCCAUGCGAUUUCAAGCUGCCCCCCAGAAAGGGGUUUCUCCUGUGUCUGCAAACAAAGUUCAGGACAAAACUGUUAAAACCACAGAUGCAAAGCAACCAUUUUCUCCAAACAGUUCUGCAGGAAACACCCCUCAGGGAGUAAUGUCUCCAGAUUCCUUUGUGGAGUACAAAUCCACCUUAUCUAAGUCAAUGAUCCGUUCAGCAUCACUCGCAUCUGCUGUGGGCUCAGAACCUUCAGAAGCAGAUUUAUCAGAAAUUGAUUCUGUCUCUGCUACUCAAUCACCCACUAAACCUCCUCGUUCACGUCUGCUUAAUGUGCCGGCAAGCAUGGAAACAGUGGAAGACAGUUCUGAUACGGAGUCUUUGGCUAGUACUGGUCCAAUGCUGGAUGACGAGCAAGUGGAUUUUCUCAACAAAGAUUUUUCAGAGGUUCUGAACAGGGACUUUGAAAGGGGAGAUAAUGUCACAGAGGUGCGUCCCUUUGCAAAACGUAACAACUGGAGUAGGAUGAGCUUGCCACCACGGCUUUCUUAUUUGGAAGAAUACUUGGUGAGAAGCAAGGCUUUAGCUGGGGACCAGAGCUAUCCUGAACAUGUGUUAGUAGGAAAUGAAACAGAUGAGAAUGGAUUAACAAUGAGUCCCACCUCUGAAAAGUCUGGAUUACAAGAGAGUUCCAGUCAUGUUGUGGAUGGUGCUACAGAGGAUGUGGAAGAGUCAGAAGAAAACAGAAAAGAUGUAAUUGAUGUUCAUCUAUAAAGUUCAUCCGAAAGAUACAAUAAUAUAGGUGAUAAUAAAGACAUGCUAGUGGGUUACCAUUACUCUGGGCUUUGAAAAUUGAAAUGAAACUAGAUUUCAGGUGAAGGACUGUGUGAAAAAAUAAAUGCCCACAUAAAAUGAGAUUUUCAUAUCGAUCUGACAAAAUGUUUGUGCAGUUUAAUUUGUGAAAUUAAGCAUAUCAAGAUGAUAUCAGAUUACUUUUUUGAGGAAUAUCUCAUGCUGUGCCAUAUAUUAUAUUGACAGGCUGCAUUUUGUUAGUGAUAAAUUUAUUCCAGAAUAUUCAUGACUACUUUCAUGGGAACAAGUCAUUGACAGAUAACAUGCAUUUACAAGCUAUUCAAUGGUGUGAAGUAAGAGUUAAAGUAAUUGAUAAAAACUUGAUUUGCUGAGAGAUCAAAUUGAUGGAAUCUGUGGCUUUUUGACAAUUUAAUUUUACUAACAGCCAGGUCAUAAAUGACUCAUGACAGGAAUAUAGAAAAAUGACAGUGGGAUACAAGUGUGAUAAUGAAGUGUAUGUUAUGAUGUGUUCAGCAAGCAGUUUUGCAUACUUGGAUAAUCUAUUCUGCAAAAUAGUACUUUGCACAGAUCAGAGUAAUUUUAUUAUGGGGUUGUUAGGUAAUUAAUUCCUUUUGUCAGAUGUUAAGUGUGGGAUCAAUUGCUUUGGGUCAUUUGAUGUUUCAGUGAGUACAUGUGUGCAACUGUGCAGGUAGAUGUCUGUGCAUAUGCUUAUAUGUGCAUACUAGCCUGCAUUCAUGCAACCAUGAUUGUGUGCUUCUGUAUGGCUGCAUUAGAAAGAGAACACAGCAACUUUUUCUUCUGUUUUCUCCUUAAAAUAAAGAAACCUCAGUAUAUAUGCGUGAGUGAUGACAAAAAGAAAAGGCACAGGAAGUUUAACAGAUCCAUGGUGAAGGGACAGUCAAUUCUCAUCCUAAAGAGUGCAACCAAAUGAAGACUAUUAUUACUAGAAUGUAUUCAGGCCUACCAUUCUUUGGUCAAGCAUAUUGUGAAAGCAUGAAGGGUAGACAGGUUCAAUGCCAAGGAUAGAAUUCCUUCAAAAUUUGUUCACUUAAAUUCUUAAUUCCAGAAUGCCACAGUGUGUUUGGAAACAUUUUAUUUUUACCAUUUCCAUACCACAUGAAAAUCCUCAUAUUAUGUCCGUUCUAAGUUCAAGGUUUUCUGUGUGAAAGGUCUUGCAUUUUAAUAAAGUUGUAUUUAAUUUAUUUACAAUAUUUCUAGUUAUUGUACUCCAAUACCUAUUACCAACAAUUUUUUUCCUAUUGUAGAAAUCUCAAAAAUAGCUCUCACACCCGAGUGGUUUUACAAUUUUUGUUGUGAGAUUUCAUACAAUGUACAAGUUUUUAAUUGUCCUGAUAUCAAAUACUAUUUGCAAUUUGUUUUAUUAAUGUAGUCUUUUUUUAAUUUAAAGUUCACAAGCUUGUACAUUGACACGUGCCAUUCCUAAUUCCCACAUAAAAGUAGGUUUGGGAUUUUGUUUUGAACUUUCUAGUUUUACUUCGAGCAAUUUGAUGUACUGUUUUUCUGUGUAAAGAUCAGUUUUCCUAUGUAAAUUCUGUAAUUCAGCAUGAUAAAGCCUGUCUUUACUGGCAGAUCUGUUAUGAUAUUAUUAGUGUCUAGUCAAAGCCUUGUUUUUACUGUAUGUAUGCAUUCCUUGCUAUUUAUUUGUCUGUGAAGUUCCCAUUCUUCAUAAAAAUGACAUUAGAUGCAUAAAGGUGUUUUCGUUUUAUUUUAUGUUCAUGUUUGCUGUGCAUUUCCUGCUAGUGUUGACAAGGUUCUUAGCCUAAAUGUUACCAUUUGUUGCCUUCCAACAUGAAUUAGUGAAAUUCUUUUGUCUGGCAAGACUAGCAUUUCUAUCAUCGGAUAUACAAACUGAUCAAGAGAAAAAAAAAGGCAUGGACAGUUAUUUGAUAAGGGAAAAUAUUUCAUUACUGCAUGUUUACUUGGCUAAAUUGUCAUCUUUUAGAACAUUAUCUUAAAGCAUUUAUAAUCUUGAUCUAUAUGUCAUACGUAGGAUGCAUGCAUGCAUUGAUAUCUUGUGUUGUGAUGCAGCUUUAUUGCUUUGCAAAAUGUCCAGAUGUUGUGAUAAGAAAAAAGUGUGUGCCUUUGGCACACAAUAAAUGAGGAAUCAUAGAAGGAUGCCAAGUGGUAUUGUUGGUGUAGACUGUGUUACCUCUGAGUGAAUAUUCUUUUAUAAAUGGCUGGAGAUUUUCCCACAAAAUAUUCGUUGAUAAAAUUUGAAAUCCGUGUUUUAAUUUUCUUCAUUUGCAGCUUGUGAAAUAAAAUACUUGUUUUAAAUAUUA